Kwoniella mangroviensis CBS 8507 is the source of this 621-nucleotide messenger RNA. RefSeq lists its product as uncharacterized. Gene Ontology annotation, biological process: transmembrane transport. The record is from RefSeq and is a predicted model, not a curated record. Gene Ontology annotation, molecular function: transmembrane transporter activity. Gene Ontology annotation, cellular component: membrane. Lineage: Eukaryota; Fungi; Basidiomycota; Tremellomycetes; Tremellales; Cryptococcaceae. The transcript has 3 exons. Bases 1 to 621 code for a protein of 206 amino acids.
AUGGAGGGCAACUCGUCUCAAUAUGAGAUCGAUCCCAUGGCCAACAAGACCUUGUCCAGCUCAAAGCAGUCGACAGAAUUGCUUCCCAACCCGACUACCAUCAAUAUCGUGGACAGCGAUACAGCAGCUGUCGAUGGUUUACAAACGCCGAAAGGCCUGGACCGAGAGGCCUUCGGUCCGUUGACUGCUUUCGGUCUUGCAUUCUCUGUGAUCAACAGUUGGGUCGUCCUUGUGGUCGGUCUGGGCUCCGGACUGGUCUCAGGAGGUCCAAGCGCGUUGGUAUGGGGUUUUGUGUACGCUUCUAUUUGUAAUCUGGCGACAGUCUUGUCACAUGGAGAGAUCUUCGCAGUUUACCCAUCUGCGGCGGGUCAAUAUCACUGGGCUGCCAUCCUAUCCCCGCCCAAGUGGAGAAACUUGAUCAGUUGGGUGACAGGGAUGCUAAAUGUGAUUGGUCUUUGGCUCGGUGCAGCUACGGCAGGGUAUCUGGCUGCUACUCUGCUUAUCGCAGCCAUUACCGUGAACGUACCGGACUCUGCGUUCACCCCUGGUCAGCAGUAUGGGAUCUUCACGGCCAUCAUGCUUUUCGGCCCAUCUGCGACCCUGAGUCUAGGGACAAGGUGA